Molecule: messenger RNA, 931 nt
Organism: Anarrhichthys ocellatus (wolf-eel)
Lineage: Eukaryota; Metazoa; Chordata; Actinopteri; Perciformes; Anarhichadidae
Product: myeloid-associated differentiation marker-like protein 2
Exons: 1
Coding region: 35-931 (298 amino acids)
Cellular component (GO): membrane
Source: RefSeq, a predicted model, not a curated record
ACCAUUUCAACUGCCCUUCAGCUCAUUUAAUGAGAUGGGAAUAAUUGGGGAUAUUAAGGACACGAUGUCCAAGGCGGUGUUUAGUCCUUCUACUCUGCUAUCCGGCCGAGGCGGGCUGCACAUGGCCCAGAUCCUUCUGUCUGUGGUCACCUUUCUCCUGGCUGCCUUCAGAGGAGGGAGCAGUCAUACCUACUGGAUCUACGCCAUGUUCACCUGGGCCUUCUGCCCCAUCAUGACCCUCAUCAUCACCAUUAUUGAGAUGAUGAAGCUCGAUGUCAUACUCAAUUUGUUUUGCUUGGACUGGUCCGACUUCACCACCGGGAUGGCCAUGUCCUCUACGCUCAUGACCGUCUCUGUCGCCAUCACUUACGCCAACUUCUAUGCCUGCCUGAAAUGCCUGUACGGCUGGAUAGUGACUAUAUUUGCUUUCUUGUGUGCCUUUGUCUACACACUUGAGGUGUUGAAGGACAAAUUCAUGGACAAGAAGAAAGGGAGCUACCUGGCUGCUCUGCCUGGAUUCUGGAAGGUUAUGGAGGCCUUUGUGAGCUGCAUGAUUUUUAUAUCGCUGACUGGCUACAGAGACAAGCCAGCUCUGAUCUUGUGCGUUAUCGCGUAUGCCAUUCCUUUCCCCAUCCUCCCUUUAAUCAUAGCCACCAACAUCCUCAAGAAACUGAAGAAGUGUUUGCCCUUUAACCUGGACCGGUUUGUGUUUAUAUUCCUGGUGAUCUCUGUUGUGCUGUAUAUAUUUGCUGCCAUCGUGUGGCCCAUUUUUAUGUUCAGGAACAACCCUCGACCCAGUGAAUGUCCACCCAGCUUCUGUAUCUGGGCCAUACAGUUUAUGGUUGCAUUUAUGACAUAUGUCAAUCUCAUUCUUUUCACACUGGACCUCAUUUUCACCCUGCUUGGUAUCUGCGGCUUUAAACGCACAUAG